Nicrophorus vespilloides is the source of this 1898-nucleotide messenger RNA. RefSeq lists its product as uncharacterized. The record is from RefSeq and is a predicted model, not a curated record. The transcript is spliced from 5 exons. Lineage: Eukaryota; Metazoa; Arthropoda; Insecta; Coleoptera; Silphidae. Bases 113 to 1396 code for a protein of 427 amino acids.
AGAACCGUCGUGAUCUAUCCAUUUGCGAACACGCGAAUGGAUCCGUUCAUCCACUAUAACUGUUACAUCAUACCUACCACUCAUCCUCAUCCAAUAUAUAUAUAUAAUACUAAUGCUUCUGCAAUUGUUUCAGAUCGCAAUCGGAGAUGCCCAGGAUUACGAAGUAAGUGAAAUCCAAUGCACAUUCGCCAGCGGUAAUGGCAUGGGAACUAGGGAUCUGAUCGUGGCUAAACUGAAGAAACCGGAUGGAUUCAAAGGCGCACCACUCUUCGCGGAUGACAGAGCAGUAGACCCGGAAGCGGAUCCGUUAUGUCAGAUACGACCGGAUACUGCGGACCCAGCGGGUCUCAAGUACAAUCUACGAAUAUCUGACUUCACCCAUUGCGGCGUAUUAAAGAGAAACGGUUUCGUGCACGUGAGGAUCUGGUUCCCGCAGUUCCCCGGCGUCGUGAUGCAAUCCGACCAGGAGUUGAUCAUCAUGUGCAAACCACCGGAGUCGACGGUCAUCGAAAACAAAGCUGCAGGUUUCGCUGGUAGUUUUCCGCACAGUGCAAGGGUUUCGGGGGUCGUCGAGGAGACGCCGGGUCGUUUGGAAUACGAGGUUGCGUUGUACAAAGAGGCGCCGGCCGCCCGCAUCCACAACUCCACGAACAGCGAACUUCCCGUUGAUCAGGCCGUUCCCAUCGGCACCAAAUUGCAGUUGCGUGCCCGCAUCUCGCCGGAAUCCGCAUGGAAGUAUGUCAAGCUGAUGGAGGUUACCGUCAGCCCGGACCCAGAUGACCCACACAUGGGCGGAAGCGUCGCCCUCGUCAAAGACGGAUGCAGGAACCGCGAUUUCGCUUCGAUAAUUCCACACCAACCAGCAAGAUACCGUGAAAGACACAACGAGGUCUUCCUCGACUUCGAGGCUUUCCUCCUUUCCACCAUGAAGGAGCGUUCGACGCUUUGGAUCCACUCUCAGAUAAAAGCGUGCAUGGACGCCGCCGAUUGCCAACCGGACUUCUGCUUGGACCUCUUCGAGCCUUCCGGUCACGGGAAACGCAGGAAACGGAGGACCGUUGAAGAAGUGGAGAUCGUGCCGCAGCAUCUGCAGGACCAGUACAAUAACACCACGCAGUACACGAAGUUCAAGGAGAACAUCGAGUACACGGUGCUGAUGCCCGGAGAGUUUUACCAUCGGACAGCUGCAAUCGAGAGCUCCUGCAACAGUUUCCUUGCAAUCGCAGCAAUCUUGGGAUGCCUUCUCUUCAUGUCCGCAUUCGUCAUGUGCUGGUUAGCCUCAAGGCUGCACAGCACGCUCGUCGGGGCUGCAAACACCCACAAGAAUUUGGAUCAAUUCGUGCGCGACGCUCGGAACUUCGAGGGCGGAUACACAGGAAGAGCCACAACACAAUAAGACGAUCAUCUUAGAUUUUAGGAGAUGAGCGACUUGGUGAUUGGAAACUAAUUAGGCUUUACACCAAAAUUCCCUCGAGGCACAGACUUCGAGACCUUUUUAUUCAGUAUUAAAGCAAUGAAAAUUAUCAUUUACCUAGAUUAGAGAAAGACAUAUUCCUUCCCCUUUAUAUUUGUUGUUGUACAUAGUCAUCGAGUUUUUAGUAGACGCAAUUUAUGAUUUCUGGUGCUUAGGUUUUAUUUCUCAGAUUUUGUUUCGUCGAUGUACGUGCAUUCAAAAUCGCGGAGAGAAAUUUUGAAUGCGUGCAGUGUCCGCCCCCCCUCACUCCAAUUGUAUAGCUUUCCUUCAAUUUUCAAUAUUGGGGAUAAAUUAUCGCGGAAAUGUUUAUGAAUGCGCGAAAACCAAGAUUGUAACGUUUCCCCUCGCACAUAAUUUAUCUCCAAUAAGCGGGUAUAUUUAUUUAUUUAUAUUAUUUAUUUUACGUAAUUAGAAUUACUCAGAA